Messenger RNA from Linum tenue, 3220 nucleotides. Lineage: Eukaryota; Viridiplantae; Streptophyta; Magnoliopsida; Malpighiales; Linaceae. The record is from the annotation of a GenBank genome assembly.
CGGGAGGAUUUCCUAUUCGAAAAAAAUGCAGCGGCAGAAAUCGCUCCACGCUUUCUUCCAGAAGUCCUCGACGGCUAAUCGGAGCUCCGGCCGCGAGGACGUAGCUCACGGUCACCCGCCGUCGCUUGUUUCGGCGAAGGAGCGGAAUCUCCAACCCGGCCUUCCGAGUCAGCGUGUGGCGAACUCAUCCGAUGAUGUCACAGGAACCGGCACACCUCCGGAGAAGAUGCCGCGCCCGAUCCUACCGGCGAACUUCUCCGCGAGUACCGGCGGCGGAGGUUCUUCGCUUUUCUCCAGUAUUAUGCACAAGUUCGCUAGGGUUCCAAACAGGAACCAGGCUGAUUCUGGAGGUGCUCGCUUGACUUCAGCUCCAUCAUUAGGCAAUUUAGGAUUUCAUAAACUGGGAACCAUUGAUGAGAAUUCAGUCAAAGAUAGUGCUGCUAAGUCCAGUAAGUUAGGAGGUGUCUUGCCCUCUGGAAGGGGCGAUGAUGAUGAUGUCCAGGGUCCCGAGACACCUGACGAGCAACCGCUUGCUCGGCGAAUGAAGCGAAUUCAUGAAGACAUUCCUAAGUUAGGUGAUAUGAAUGAUUGUUCGUUGCUGGAUAAUGGCAAGAGAGCUAAACUUAUGCAAGGGUCCACUGCCCAGGGGAAGAAUCAGGGAGAGAUUUGUAAUGAUCUUGCUAGCAAGUUUGAGUGGCUUAACCCUUCGGGAAUUAGGGAUGCUAAUAGAAGAAGGCCUGACCAUCCUCUUUAUGAUAAAAAGACGCUCUACAUACCACCUGAUGCUCUGAAGAAAAUGUCGGCAUCUCAGAAGCAAUACUGGACUGUCAAAUCUGAGUACAUGGAUGUUCUGCUUUUCUUUAAAGUGGGGAAGUUCUAUGAGCUUUAUGAGCUGGAUGCUGAAAUUGGUCACAGGGAGCUUGAUUGGAAAAUGACAUUCAGUGGUGUUGGAAAAUGUCGGCAAGUUGGAAUAUCCGAAUUUGGGAUUGAUGAUGCUAUAGAGAAACUCGUUGCUCGGGGAUAUAAAGUUGGGAGAGUGGAGCAGUUGGAGACAUCUGAUCAAGCAAAGGCCAGGGGUCGAACUUCGGUGAUCACCAGAAAAUUAGUCCAGGUUCUUACUCCAUCAACUACAACUGAUGGUAUCAUUGGGCCAGAUGCCGUUUAUCUUCUUGCACUCAAGGAGGGAAAUUAUGGGCUUGAUAAUGAUGCAACAAGUUAUGGAUUUGCUUUUGUUGAUUGUGCUGCUCUUCGAUUUUGGAUUGGCUCCAUAGAAGAUGAUGCUUCUUAUUCUGCUUUGGGAGCACUGUUGAUGCAAAUCUCACCUAAAGAAGUUAUACAUGAAAGUAGAGGGCUGUCCAAAGAAGCCCAGAAAGCACUGAGGAAGUACACAUUAACUGGUCCAGCAGCACCACAGUUGACUCCUGUACUGCCUGCCACUGAUUUUGCGGAUGCUUCUGAAGUAAGAAAUUUGAUCCAGUUAAAGGGUUUCUUUACAGGGUCUUCUAGGCCAGUGAAUAGUGCACUUGACAGUAUAAUGCACCAAGACCUAGCCUUAUCAGCUCUUGGUGGUCUUAUUGGUCAUCUCUCUCGGCUGAAGUUAGAUGAUGUUUUGCGCAAUGGUACAUUAUUUAACUAUCUUGACAACUGUGUUACGUCAUCCGGGAAACGGCUUUUGAGGAAGUGGAUCUGCCAUCCAUUGAAAUGUGCUGAAGGCAUUAAUAAUAGGCUCGAUGCAGUUGAAGUUUUGAUAGCUCGUCCUGAAGUUACUCUUAUCAUUGCUCAAUGUCUGCGGAAACUACCGGAUUUGGAGAGGCUGCUUGGACGUGUUAAGGGUAGCAUUCAGGCAUCAUCCUGUCUAAUACUGCCCUUAAUUGGCACAAAAAUAUUGAAACAGCGUGUAAAAGUAUUUGGGACUUUGGUUAAAGGGCUACGUGUUGCGAUAGAUUUAUUGUCAUUGCUGCAGAAUGAAGAGCAACUAAAAUCAUCUCUAAGUAAAGUUAUCAGAACUCCUGAGCUCAAAGGUAGUUCUGGCCUUGACAAGUUUCUGUCCCAAUUUGAGGCCGCUGUGGAUAGUGAGUUCCCCGAUUACCAGAAUCAUCAAGUCACUGAUGCAGGGGCAGAGACGCUUGCUGUCCUGGCCGAGUUGUUCAUCGAGAAAGCUAGAGAAUGGUCAGAAGUCAUCCAUGCCAUCAAUUGCAUCGAUGUACUCCGAUCUUUCGCCUUGAAAGCAAGUACAUCAUUCGGGCCGAUGUCUCGCCCCCUUAUUUUGCCACGAUCAGCAACAGCAUUAGGCCAGGACACUGGGGGACCUGUGCUGAAGAUUAAAGGGCUGUGGCAUCCUUUCGCUCUUGGAGAGAAUGGACAACCUGUCCCAAAUGAUCUGUACCUUGGGGAGGAUCCGGUUGGCUUUCAUCCUCGCACUUUGCUCUUGACAGGACCAAAUAUGGGAGGGAAGUCAACACUUCUUCGAUCAACAUGUCUUGCUGUGAUACUAGCACAGCUGGGUUGUUUCGUGCCAAGUGAGAAGUGCGAGCUCUCGCUGGUUGAUGUAAUCUUCACCCGGCUUGGUGCCACUGAUCGAAUCAUGGCUGGCGAGAGUACAUUCCUGGUGGAGUGCUCAGAAACAGCUUCCAUCCUCCACAGCGCAACUCAAGACUCUCUGGUCAUUCUAGACGAACUAGGCCGCGGAACCAGCACUUUCGACGGAUACGCCAUCGCCUACGCCGUGCUCCGCCAUCUCGUCGAAAAGGUGAACUGCCGACUGCUCUUCGCCACCCACUACCACCCUCUCACCAAGGAAUUCGCCUCCCACCCCCACGUUUCCCUGCAACACAUGGCCUGCGCUUUCAAAUCGACAGACUCCGGAACAGGCAGCAAGCAGGACCUGGUCUUCCUCUACAAGCUGGCAGCCGGAGCAUGCCCGGAGAGCUACGGGAUGCAGGUGGCGCUCAUGGCCGGGAUCCCGGAAAGCGUGGUGGAAAAUGCCGUCCGAGCUGCCCGCAGGAUGCAGAAGUCGGUCGGAGAGAGCUUCAAGGCGAGCGAGCAGAGGUCGGAGUUCUCGACCCUGCACGAAGAGUGGGUGCGGAGCCUGAUGAGCGUGGAUACUGCCAGAGAUAGGAGCAAUAGGCUCGGGCUGGAGAAUGGCGAUGUCGAUGACGACGUUCGUGACACGUUGAUUUGCCUGUGGCACGAGGUCAGGAGUGUCCCUGGCGGGCUCUGA